Messenger RNA from Prorocentrum cordatum, 2595 nucleotides. NCBI's taxonomy places the organism in Eukaryota, Dinophyceae, Prorocentrales, Prorocentraceae. The record is from the annotation of a GenBank genome assembly.
GAGAAGUCCAGCCGGAGGAGGCGGGGCGAGGACGGCGGCAAGGCCAAGUCUGACGCCCCAUCGGAGAAGAAGAGCAAGAAGGAGCCGAAGGGCAAGGCCGAGGACAAGCGAGCCGCUGCCGACCCUCCGGGCAGCGGUGCCGCGGCCAUCAGCCACUCCUCCUUCAUGGCCGCCUACCACAAGCGCCGGGAGGAGCGCGCGAAGGCGGAGGAGGCGAAGCGGAAGGAGCAGGAGCAGAGGAAGUCGGGCGCGGGCAAGGAGAUGGAGCUCAAGAAGCAGCUGGAGGCGAUGAAGAAGGAGGAGGACGCGGAGCGGAAGCAGAGCGUGAGGGAGGAGCAGAAGAGGCGGGCAGAGGAGCGCCAGAAGCGCGAGGAGGCUUUCCAGGCGAAGCUGGCUGGUCUGGCCGCCAAGGCAGAGUCCAGCAGAGGGAAGAAGGCGCCAGCGAAGAGCAAGGACGAGGAGAAAGAGGAGGACGACGACGAAGACGAGGACGAGGACGAGGAGGAGAAGAAGAAGGCAUCCCAGGCUGCGAAGGCCAAGGCGAGCAAGAAGCAGGCGGAGCUGGAGGAGGAGCGCAAGGCCAACGACCAAGCUCGGCUCGAGGCUGAGCGCGAGAAGCGCGAGGAGGCUGCCAGGGAGCAGGAAAGGAGAAGAGAAACAGACAAGGAUAAGGAGAGGGGGGCCGAAAAAGAGCAGGCGAAGGAGUCUGCCAAAGAACCUUCGAAAGACGAGGAGAGGCGACGAGAGGAGGAAGAGACAGACAAGGAGGACGACAAGAAAGACAGGGGCGACGACAAGAAGGCCAAGAAGGAAAAGGAGGGCAAGCGACCGGCGCGGGACGACGACCGCGACAGAAGUGGAGGCCGCGACAGGAGUCGCAGCGGCGAGGGUCGGCGUGGUGAUCGCCGGGACGACCGCCGGGACGACCGCAGAGGUCGCGACCGCCGGGACGACCGCAGCGGCGACCGGGACCGGGACCGCGACCGACGCGGAGACCGCGACCGCGACCGCGACCGCGACCGGCGCGACCGCGACAAGAGGGACCGCAAGGACCGCAGCGACGAGGACCGCGACCGGCGUGACCGACCGCAGCGACGACGACCGCGACCGGCGCGAGCGCAGGGACCGCAAGGACGACGACCGCAAGGACGGGGACCAAGAAGCCCCCGGCGGAGGCCGAGGCGGAGAGGCCAGCGAAGCCCGAGAGCGCGCGCGAGGAGGAGACCGACAAGGAGGAGGCGGGCAAGGAUCGAGGACGCGCCAGACGCGGAGGAGACCAAGAAGGUGGAGCCACAGGCGCCGAAGGCCGAGGCGCCUCCGCCAGAGAAGGCGCCAGUGCCCGAGAAGUCGAGCCAGGAGGCCGGGAAGCCCAAGGAGCCAGAGGAGCCCGAGAAGCCGAGUGAGCCAGAGAAGCCUAAGGACAGCGCUGAGGAGCGCAAGAAGACCGCGGCGGAGCUCAGGCAGGAGGAGGAGGACAGAAAAAAAGAGAAAGAGGAGUUGAGAAAGAAGAAGGAAGAGGACCACAGGAGGCGCGAGGAGGAGCUGCAGCGGCGGCGCGACGAGAAGCGCCGCCGGGAGGAGGAGGAGCGCAAGAAGGCAGACGAGUCAAAGCAGUCCGAGCGGGACGACAAGCGGAAGGUCCAGGAUUCUGCUCGCAAGGAGGAGCUGGAGAGAAGACGAAAAGAGCAGGAGGCGCGGAUCGAGGAGGAGAAGAAGAAGAGAGACGAGGAGGAAAAGGCCAGAGCAGAGGCGGAGGCCAAGAAGAAGGAGCAGGAGGCCAAGGUGCUUCGGCAGCAGCAGGCGACGCUGGCCGUGCUGAAGGUGCUGCAGAAAAUCUCCAACGCCAAGCCAGACAACUUCGACGAACUGAGCGCCGAGUUGGACAAGGUGCUGAAGGACGACCUGCCCGACACCGGCGCGCAGCAGGCCGUCCUGAGGAGCGAGGCGGACCGCGUGCUGGAGUACGCGAGGCAGUACGUCGAGCAGGUCCGGGAGCAGCAGAAGAAGAUAGCGGCGCAGAAGCAGGCCCAGGCGCAGAGGAAGGAGGAGUCCGAGGCAGAGUGCCUGAAGCUGCUGGAAGAGCUCUGGAAGCUGGUGGAGGCCGCCGAGACCACCUCCGCGAAGGUCCACGAGGCCGCUGGGCCGCUGAAGGGCGAGUGCGACCUGGCAGACCUGGAGGUGCUGAAGGCGGUCAGGGCCGUGGAGAAGACGGGCAGGGCGGCCUCGGCUGCGUGCAGUGCCUGCGCCGACUUCCUGGCAAAGAAGCGCCCCGUCAUGGAAGAAGCGGAGCACAUUAAGGAAGACACCACUGCGGCGAUCAAGUUGGUGGAGCCGAAGAUAAGGCAGGCGACGGAGCGGACCACGAGCGCGACGGCCCGCGCCAAGGAACUCAAGGACAAGAUCGCCAGACAGGUGAACGCGGCGAAGGGGGACUCCCGGAAGAGGGCCCUGUUCGAGAAGUACGACAAGGACAGGGAUGGUUUCCUCAGCCGAUCCGAGAUGGCCGCGUACGCGAAGUCCGAGUUCGGCUUCGAGCUGCCGGAGUGCAACCUGGAGCGCAUCUGCAGGCAGCUGGUGCAGAGUGGCGGCAGAGGU